CGCUCACGCGCCUCGCUCAGGUGAUGUCAUUUGCCACUGUGGCUGGCCGGAAGUCAAGCCGGAUGUAGUUUGGGCAACGAGGUCAAGACGCCAGAAAGGAAUUGUGGGAGUUGUAGUGACAUUGUAACGGUGUCAGCCGGUGUCAUGACAACCAAGCUAACCGAUGUCAAAAUGUCAGAUUUCCGAGUCAGUGAAGAAGGAGCUCAGGAGAGUCCAGGCUGUUCUUUGACCAGGGCAGUGGAGGAUGUGGGUCAACACAGCUAUGUCCAGACCGAGGCCCUGAAAGAGAAGCAGGAGACACUCAGCUCCCUGCAGGCGACCCUUUCAGACAUCGAGACAAGAGGUGAGACGGCAGAGCAGGAGCUGAGAUCCAAAGUGAGGGAAACUCUGGUGCUUGAGGGCGACAUGGAGCAGCUGCAGCGGCAGACUAAAGUCCUGCAUGGUCGCUACACAUCCAUCAGCAAAGAAAACACAGAGCUCCAGAUUCUUAUAUGUGAGGAGGAGGACAGUGCCCGCGUGGCACUGGACGGGUUCAACAGCUACCGGUAUAAGAUGGAGGUUCACAGAGCAGCUGUGUUGCACGCGGCGAGCCACACAGAGGCCUACAAGGAGCUGGAGGAGAAGAGAGCGCUGGUCAGGAUGUAGCUGAAGGACGAUUUGAAGAGCUCGAAUGGAAACACAGCACAUACGGCAAAGAGAGAGAUUGAUGUUCUGAAGGAGGAGAUCUCUGUAGUAACGAAGAUCAUAGCUGAGCGGAGGGAGCAAUUUCAAAAAGAGUUUGAGACUCAUACCCAGAUUAAGAAAGACAAAGAGAUCCAGAACAGUCGUUAUGAGGCCAUCGUCAAGCGCCUUCACUGCCAACUGAGCAGGGCCCAGGUUGUGCACAGGCAAAUGUGUGAAGAUAUCUACCACAUGGAGAGGCAGCUCGCAGAGCUUGAGAAGCAGCAGGAGUCAUCACAGGACCAGUGAGCUGUAGAGUAAACUUGUCUAAUUUCAAUAUGAUUUAUGAUACAGUUUUAUACAGGUUAAUUGUCUCCUCGUCAGAUUAAAUGUAAACUGGUGUGCUAGUAUUAUUAUGGGUCUCUUUGUAAAAGAAUUGUUGCUGUUACUAAAUUUGAACAGCAGGCGGCAGCAGUGUCAACUAAAAUCUAACCUGAUCUGUUUAACUUUAUCACAAACCCCCUCACCGACACUGGUAAAGACUGGCAGUUUGAUACCAGAUGUUAAAAUGACAUGAAAUGCUGAAUGUGUUCCUCUAAACGCACAAGCUGAGUCUCAGCGAGAAAAAGAGUAGUGUUCAAAUAUUUGCCUGUUGGUACAUUAUUAAAUGUCCUUCGAUAACAGGUCAGAGUGUUCAUUUAAUAAGGGCUGUCCUGGGACCAGAUCGGGGGCAACAUCAGCAGGGUAUGGGAUGGGGUUUUAGGUUGGGUGGUGACGGCGCAAUCGGCUUGUCCAGUGUGUGUGUGUGUCCACAACAGUGGCCCAAGGGGAACAAAAGCCAAGUGUCCAAACUGUAACUGUCGACGCGAUGGUGUUGUUCUGGAACACGCUGUUCCUAGUGUCCGCUUCACUGGGCUGAAUGAUGGACUGAGAGAUGACAGUCCCACUGUCGACUAACAAGGGCGUGACUGUGCUGCUUUGACACAAGCUCAAAACUGAUUAAACGAUGAAAAUGCCUUUUUAGAAUAUUUCUCCUCACGAGAAUGUUUUUUUUUGUCAGGCUCUGAGUAAAGCUAUGACUUGUGAAAUUGAGUACAUCACCCACAUUUAUACACUAUGUGAAUUGUGUUCUUUUAGACCACAUGUCCCUUUUCUUUAUCAGAACAGUGAUAUGCACAUGUUGGGCGGGGACAACAUGUGAUG
Messenger RNA from Scophthalmus maximus (turbot), 1863 nucleotides. RefSeq names its product coiled-coil domain-containing protein 122-like. Lineage: Eukaryota; Metazoa; Chordata; Actinopteri; Pleuronectiformes; Scophthalmidae. The record is from RefSeq and is a predicted model, not a curated record.